Lagopus muta (rock ptarmigan) is the source of this 3626-nucleotide messenger RNA. RefSeq names its product NOC2 like nucleolar associated transcriptional repressor (gene NOC2L). Gene Ontology annotation, cellular component: Noc1p-Noc2p complex; nucleoplasm; Noc2p-Noc3p complex. Lineage: Eukaryota; Metazoa; Chordata; Aves; Galliformes; Phasianidae. The record is from RefSeq and is a predicted model, not a curated record. Bases 88 to 2373 code for a protein of 761 amino acids. The transcript has 19 exons. Gene Ontology annotation, molecular function: histone binding; transcription corepressor activity. Gene Ontology annotation, biological process: ribosomal large subunit biogenesis; negative regulation of transcription by RNA polymerase II.
ACGCCCGCGCGCUGCGUGGCCACAUCCCCACGCCGCGCGGCAUGUUGGGAACGGAAGUGCGGCUGCCGCGAGGAGCGCGCGGGCAGCAUGGCGGCUGCCGGGAGGAGGAAGCUGGAGGAGCUGAGCGUCGACGAGUUCCUCGCUAAUGGCUUCGAGUCGGAGCCCGACGGCGGUUCAGAGGAGGAGGAGGCCCGGCCCAAGGCGGCGGGGAGGCGGCCCCGGCCCAAGGCGGCCGUUCGAAAAAAAGGAAAGGCAUCUGAGCAUAAAGACCAGCUGGCCCGACUGAAGGAAAAGGAUCCUGAAUUUUACAAGUUCUUGGAAGAAAAUGACCGCACGCUGCUGAACUUUGAUGCUUCAGACAGUUCUGAGGAGGAGGAGGAGGGAGGCUUGCACAUCCCACCUGACUCAUUAGAGGAAGCGAGUGAUGAAGGUGAAGAAGAUGAAGAAGAACAGGAGAAAGGCAAACAGAAGAAAGUUGAAUCCAUCCCUGUGAGCUUGAAGAUGGUUGAGGAAUGGAAGAAAGCUGCAGAGAGAGGGCUAACACCAAGACUUUUCCAUGAAAUCACUCAAGCAUUCAAAGCAGCUGUAGCAACUACCAAAGGAGACAGUGGUGGUGCUGAUCCCAGCAAGUUUCAAGUCCUUGAUGCUGCAGUGUUCAAUGCCCUUGUGUCCUUCUGUGUCCGGGACCUCUUCAACUGCCUGCAAAAGCUGCUGCUUGUGAAAGCUCCUAAGAACAAACAAAAGAUGGCCCUUCCUUCCAGCAGUCCACUUUGGAGCAAAUUGCGACUGGAUGUAAGAAUGUACCUGUCCUGUACCAUCCAGCUCCUGUCUUGUCUAACAGAAGCCUCUGUUGGAGCAGCAGUUCUCCAGCAUGUCAAUUCCAUACUGCCUUAUUAUCUGUCCUUCCCAAAGCAGUGCCGGAUACUUCUCAAGCAAGCAAUCCAUUUGUGGAGCACGGGUGAAGAAACAGUGAGAGUGCUGUCCUUCCUUGUGCUGAACAAGAUCUGCCGCCACAGGAAAGAGGUGUACCUGAGUCACUUGCUCAAGCAAAUGUACAUUGCAUUUGUGAAGAAUUCAAGGUUUACCUCUCCCAAUGUGCUGCCCAUGAUCAACUUCAUGCAGCGCACGCUGGCAGAGAUGUAUGCCCUGGACACACACACCUCCUACCAGCAUGCCUUCAUCUACAUCCGCCAGCUUGCCAUUCAUCUGCGCAGUGCAAUGACCAUAAAGAAGAAGGAGAACUUCCAGUCUGUCUAUAACUGGCAAUAUGUGCACUGCCUGUAUUUCUGGUGUCGAGUUCUCAGCACGAUUUAUCCCAGCGAGGUCAUGGAGCCAUUGAUCUAUCCUCUGACACAAGUCAUCAUAGGCUGUAUCAAGCUGGUGCCCACAGCUCGUUUCUACCCUCUGCGCAUGCACUGCAUCCGUGCCCUCACACUGCUGUCAGAGAACACCAGGACCUUCAUCCCAGUGUUGCCAUUCAUCCUGGAGAUUUUCCAACAAGUGGACUUCAACAAGAGGCCGGGACGUAUGAGUGCUAAACCUAUAAACUUUGCAGUGAUCUUGAAGCUUUCAAAUGCCAACCUGCAGGAGAAAGCCUUCCGAGAUGGACUCAUUGACCAGCUCUAUGACCUGAUUCUUGAGUAUCUUCAUUGUCAAGCCCACAGCAUUGGAUUCCCAGAGCUGGUCCUCCCUACUGUCAUUCAGCUCAAAUCUUUCCUGAAGGAAUGCAAGAUUGCCAACUACUGCAAGCCUAUCCGGCAGCUCCUGGAGAAACUGCAGGAAAAUUCUGCCUACAUCGCCAGCAGGCGUCAGAAAGCCACCUUCGGUGUGGCCAGCAGGGAGUCUGUGGAGCAAUGGGAGAAGCAGGUCAGAGAGGAGGGGACACCUCUGACCAAGUACUACGCCCAGUGGAAGAAGCUAAGAGAGAAGGAGAUACAACUGGAAAUCACCGGCAAAGAAAGACUUGAAGAUUUGAACUUCCCAGAAAUUAAACGCAAGAAACUAGAUGAAAGGAAGGAGGAAGAUAAGAAGGAAUUCAAGGACCUGUUUGAGCUGGACACAGACUCUGAUGAGGAGAACGUUGGAUUCCCCAUAAAAGGGAAAGCCAAAGGCAAGGUGGCAUCAGACGACAGCUCAGAAGGCAGCAGCAAGGAGGACUAUGGCGAGGAUGAUGAGGAUGAAGAGGGAGAGUAUGAAAUCGAGGAGGACGAGGAAGAUUUAGAGGAAGACAGUGACUCAGAUGAGGAAGACAAGGCAGCCCCACGGGGCUCACAGAGGAGCAGCCCCCAGGCGCUGUCACGUUCCGACCUCGAGCAGCUGGCCCAGGGCGAGGAGGAUGUGGUGGAAGAUUUGGCUUUCUCCGAUGAUGACUGAGCCCUCCCCGACCCUGCAGCCCCCCUGGCUGGUUCUCCAGGAGGCGGUAAGCUCUUGGGGCAGGAGGUGCUGCCCACGAGGACUGUUUUGCAGUGAGGCGCGGCGCUGAAGCUGCUUGGACUUUUGCAGGUUUUUCGACCCAUGUUUUUUUUGGUAAUGUUCUGUGGUCACAUCAAAGCCAGUCAAACUGGUGUAGGUAAUAAAAAAGCCCGCAUUAAAAUCUGGUUUAAGUAACACAGGGGUCAGUUUCAGCUCCUGCUGGAGCAGCUGACCAAGUGGGAAGGACAAGCUCUUGGCACGAGGACCUCCUCUCUGCUCAUCCAACCACCCCUGGGCUCUGGGGUUGUCUCCAGACCCUUCCCCCAAGGGCUGUCAGGGGUCGUGUAGAGCAUUUAGAGCUUUCUAUCACUGCAAGUGGAAGCCAUUUAUCAGCAGCAUUGGAAUCAUUAGAUCCAUCUGCCACGCUGGCUUUAUGUAUACUGAAGAAAUCCACCUUAAGGAACAAAGGGCUAUGGGAGGACGCAAAGGGAAGGGCUGAAAAGUAGGAUGGAGUAGGAAAAACUAAAUCUAAUAGUGUAAGGAAAUACACAAGUGUCCUAUAGCCCCAUGCUAAGUGAGAAGUCAGUGCCUGCAGAUGUGACUGAGCCCUGCCUUCCUCCACACUGCUGCUCCCCAAAAUUACUGCACAGGUAAACAGGCAAUUGCUGCAGUCAUACAGCAGCGUGGGCCGUUUGCUUCUGCUUUAUUCUGAGCUCACAGUGUCUUUUUGGAGAGGCAGAAACAGGAACAGAAAGGGUGUAUUUUUUUUCCAACUGCACCGACAAUAAUUAUCAGCCUCAGAGUCCCAGAAGGGGGGGGGGGGAGGAAGUUUCCUCCAAAAUUAAUAAUUUAUUGUUAUAUUUACAGCUCCCUCUGCGGGGGCAGAGCACCUGCUGCUUUACUGGGGCUUCAGGGCUGAGGCUCUGUACCUCUGAUGGCAGGGACACAAAGGAGCCUGGGAUGGAAACUUUGGGGCCCUGCCUUCAAGACAAACACAUUCACUUACCUUUACUUCUUGUAAGGUAGCUGGGCACGGUGCUUAUUGCCUCCACUUCGCAGUGGCAACAGCACAGCACACAGCAAGGAAAGCAUACAGCCAUGCCAGGGGCUCAGGAGGCCAGGUACUGUUUGUAAACGGAGUGGUGUCCUUUUUUAUUCAAACUGAUUGCUGGAAAGCAUCUUUUUUUAUUGUGAUGUGAUGGAUAAUGACAAGG